GGUACAGGCACAGCGCUCAAUGUAGAACUUGUUGUCAUACAUAGCUACGAAAACCACUAAAAGUAACGACUUCGGAGGUUCCUCUCAUCACUUCAGUUCGUGUUUAUGACAGUAAACAGUGUGGUAAACAACAAAAUGGAGGUCGACCAAGUUGAGAUCAAUCAGGACUUGUAUUCCCGACAGAUCGGGACAUACGGUCUUGAGACUAUGGGUCGCUUGGUUCAGCUGCGCGUCCUGAUUCAGGGUCUUUCUGGUGCAGGUGUUGAGGUUGCAAAGAACCUCGUGCUGGCUGGUCCGAAGUCCGUUACCCUUUACGACCCAGUGGUGUGCCAACUCGGAGACUUGGGCCGAAAUUUCUAUGUGACAGAUGCCGACGUCAAGGAGGGCAAGACACGAGCGGAAGCCUGUUGCGAGAAGCUGCAGAAGCUGAACUCGUACGUGCAGGUGAGUAUACUCAGUAGCAAGAAUGCCUCAACACCGGUCAAGGCAGAACCGAAUGGCGCUAGCAGCUACAACGUGAGCAGUGUCAUAGACCCGGCAAAUUUUGACGUAGUCGUUCUCUCAGACUCGAUGGACCUGAGAACUGAGGACAUCGCCGCGCUGAACGAGCGGUGUCGCGCUGGCAAGACCGGUUUCAUCAUGGUGGAAAACGCUGGCGUUGCUGCAAAAGUUUUUGUCGACUUUGGCAAGAACUUCAUUGUGCGGGAUGUCGAUGGCGAAGAGCCAAGAACGUCGAUCCUUGCAUCCGUAUCUCCAACCGGAGAAGUUAUGACAAACGACCAGCUAGCGAGGCAUGGUUACCAAGAUGGUGAUCAUGUUCUUUUUCGGGAAGUCGAAGGCAUGACUGGAAUCAAUGGAAAGCAGUUUGAGAUCACCGACACGAAGCCCUAUGCAUUCAAGUUGAAGCUGCCGCAAGGCAUGGUAUCAUAUCAAGAUGCACGGUAGCUCACUGAUUUGUGAAAAAUAAGUCUGUGUCAAGUAUGAAGCUUGAUACCCAUGCGUUUCAGUCGAAUAUUCAAUCUGUGGUUUGUAGCAGGCAUGCAAAACGUAGCCAGAUGAUCUCUAUUACUAUAUUUUAUAAAGUUAAACGAUGAGACCGAUUUUCAUCAACAUGUCGUUGAUCUUGAUACAGUAUCGCACAUGUCGUUGAUUUCUACUAAUGAAUCUGGAAUCUUUGUCCGCCAAGGACUGCAUCGCUUUUGCUACAAACAACUUGACAGACCGAUCUUUCUUCGUUUGGCGCAUACACGCGCGAAGGACUGGUGACGCAAGUGAAGGUGCCGAAACCGAUUGAGUUUCGAUCAUGGACCGAGAGUCGGACUGCGCCAGUAGCUCCCGGGGAAUUCAUGUUGCCGAUGCCCGACUUGGCGAAAUUCGGCCGUUCAGAACAGCUCCAUCUCGCGUUUGAGGGUUUGCGUGUGAAACGCGAAAUGAAGUCGAAUAUCAGCGCCCUAGCAUGCACGGACAAGUGCAACAGCGAAAUGACAGCCGACGGUGGCGGUAAGGUGGAAAAAGUGGACACAAAACUUCUUGCCAAGGUAGAGAAAUUUUCCCGGUGUUCGCUUGUACCAAUGGCAGCAUUCUUGGGCGGAUUAGUGGCACAGGAAAUCGUGAAGUUCACAGGGAAAUACACGCCGCUGCACCAAUAUCUCUACAUCGAUAUGUUCGAGCUUGUCGAAGAUAUUCCGGAGACGCAGCCAUGUACUAAAACUUACUGAAAUAACGACCUCCACAUAUUUUGAUUUCUUUUUUGCUGCAGAUGCUACAGGAACAUUGACAAUACAGGAAGAGGCCUGACAAGUGUCACGAGGAGGGGUCCCUCCUUGACAAGUGUCAGGGUGGGGCUUUCCUUGACAAGUGGCACGGGGAGCAUCUUGACAGCUUUUGGGAUUAGGGUCUUGACAAUUGUCAAGGGGGGGGCCUGACAAGUGUCAAGAGGUGACGCGUGACUAGUGUCCGGGUGAGAGUCUCGACAAGUCUCCACAGGAGACGGAGAGGAGCGGGCGCGGGUGAAUAAGUCCCGCACUUUUGCUAUUUAUUUGGAAGCUUUUUCCGAUGGUGAAAAGUGUUCGGCGGCGCUUCCUUUGAGAUUUGGCGACACUACGCCCACGAGCCUGCUGCGGUGUGCGAAUGGUGCGGGAGGUGGAGGACUGGGAACAGCCUCAGGCCGCAAAGCUAAGCGACCCCCAAAGACGUGAGUAAGCUCGUCAAAACUAACACGCAGGGCAGUACCACCAGGCCAGCCUCGGCGAGAAGGGCCCGGCCGAGCUGAGUAGCAGCGUGCUCGGCUGGUGGCUUCGGCAAAGCAAGAGGACGCGGGCAGCAUUUGCUCCAUUUGCGGCGCCUUGGACUGUUUGGCGACGCAGGGCCCGCGAGCUCUUGGCGAAAUGGCGCCGGCGCUCUCUCGCUAGGUUCGGAAGUUUAUCGGCCCGCAGGGCCUCAAUUUUUCACGAGAGUGAAGACAUGCCGACGGCAACGGCGUGAACAAAAGAAGCGCGGCCGCAAGCCUCGCAAUUGUAGCCGGCGGCGCCUCUUUUUGCGGUUCGUUGACUGAUGGGAUUUCUCGCGGCAGAGCGCAGCAGAGCGCGCACUCUGGUCGCCUUUUGUGGCAAUGUCACAAAUUAAGGAGCAACCAAGGCGCCGCCGUGGAAUGGAACAAAAGGAGCGGCGGCAGCGCUUGCGCCCGGACUUGCCGGGGGUAUUCGGUGUGCCAACGAGAUGGCCUUGGGAGCGUCACGGCGUCGCCGCUGCUGCUUGCAGCCUGGAAGCAAUUGCAACACCUGAAGGCGUUCGCGGCGCUGCAGUAAGCCUGGGCUUGGUUUGCGGGCUUUGCGUAGCGUCUUGCUUCUGCGUUCUGAAGUGCUCGGCGGCGAGCGUCGCCAACAAGAUGGGCGGGGUAUGAGGAUGAAGGGCGAGGGCAACGGAUAUGGAACGAACGGGCGCGGCUUGCGUGGCGUUGCUGCUUUUGUUAGUGGUGCCCACUUUAUAACUGGCAUGAAGAUGAACAAUCAAAAGCAACGAAGAAGAGUGGCGCGGUUGACUGUGUAAAGCUUGACAGCGUGAGGAGUGGGCGCAUAGCGCUCGCGACGAGAAUGAAAACGGGCUUCGCGCCUCAUACAUGAGCAUGGUGCAGGCGCUGGACUUACUUGGUGAAACGGGGGGGGGCGGCGGGGAACUUGGCCGUGUGGCUCUAAGUUUGCAAAUGCCGAAGGUAUGAGACUCGGGCGCCUCUGGCAAAAAGCAUAGCCCCCUGUCGGUCACCAGUAGUUCACUAACAAACCCCUCGCUUCUAGUGCUCAAACCUGGCGCCGCUCUUCAGGCUUUAAAUUCUGUCGGUUCUUCUCUUCCUCUAAAUUCUGUCGGUUCUCCUCUCUUCUCCUCUCUUCUCCUCUCUUCUCCUCUCUUCUCCUCUCUUCUCCUCUCUUCUCCUCUCAACCGUUCUGGCACUUCCCUCACGCUUAGGUCCUUAUUGCUAUGGUCAUCUUGACUCAAAAACAAACAGGUAAACUGGACAUGACAAGCUCGCGAUACGCGGAUCAGAUUGCAUUGUUUGGUGCAGAUUUCCAAGAUAAGCUUGCUAAGCUCAACCUGUUUGUAGUCGGUGCGGGUGCAUUGGGUUGCGAGUUUCUCAAGGGGCUCUCACUCAUGGGAUGCUCGUCGGGUUCCGGAGGUCAGCUGACCUGUACUGACAUGGACAGGAUCGAGGUGCCUAGAAAAAUAUUCUUUGAAAAUGAAACAGAAAAAUAUCUUUUGUUUCGCAGCGUCAUUUUUAUGCCCGUUGAUGACAUGUAAAAAAAUGUAUCUUGGUGCCAUUCUCGGCUCCAUCUUUCCGUGAUAUCGGAUAACUCGAAAAUUCAUCCGUCAGGUAUCCAACCUGAAUCGGCAGUUUUUGUUUCACCGCGAGCACAUUGGUAGUGCCAAGAGUUCCACCGCGUGCGCUGCGGCCAAAGAGUUUAACCGGGAGCUGAACGUCUUCCCAAUGGAGGCCCGUGUCGGCCCCGACACUGAGGACACCUUCAACGAUGACUUUUGGAACCGCCAGGAUUGUAUCGUCAAUGCGCUUGACAAUGUCCAGGCACGACUCUACGUCGACAGCAAGUGUGUGUGGUACGAAAAGCCGCUGUUGGAGAGCGGAACUCUGGGCACAAAAGGCAAUGUCCAAGUCGUCUUGCCAUUCUUGACACAAAGUUACGGAGACAGUCAAGAUCCGCCUGAAGAGAGCAUUCCACUGUGCACCAUGAAACACUUUCCCCAUGCCAUCGAACACACCAUUGAGUGGGCGCGCGACGCUUUCCAGAAAUGCUUCGUUGACGCCGCCCAGGAAGUGAAUACCUACUUGGAAAAUCCGGAAGCCUUCCUUAAAAAACUUAGGCAAGAGGCCAGUGCAAGUGCACAGGUAUUCUAUUGUUUUCUACGUGUUGUCUUCUACGUGUUGUACAGGAUCAUUAUGAUUAUGCUUUAUAGUAAUAUGAAAUUGAAGCAGUAGAAGGAGCUGUGGUUUUGAGCAGUCUUGUCCUCAUGAUUCACAUGCACAUCCUGAGUUGUCCCUUAUGAGUUACUAGAGAUCUGCGCUCCACUUCCGAUAUGAUUCGAUCAACAACGAAUGCGCAAGUUCAUCUUCAGGUCGCUAAGCUUCGCGCUGUGAAGCGCAUGUUGUUUAGGUCAAAACCAGAGCUGCGGACGCUAGUCCAGUAUGCGGUCGACCAGUGGCACGAGGACUUCAGGGAUCAGAUAUGUCAGCUGCUGCACAAUUUUCCGGCAGAUCAUAUGACGUCCGAGGGCGUCAAGUUCUGGUCCGGUCCGAAGCGUAUGCCGACAGCGCUGAACUUCGAUCCGUCGGAUGAGACGCACAUCGGCUAUGUGCAGAGCGCCGUGAGUCUGUUGUUGAACAACUUGGGCGAGCCAGCCGAGCAUGACGUCGAGAAAAUUCGUGCCGUCGCAGCUAAGUGUAAAAUUUCUGCUUUCGAGGCAAAAGCGGGCAUGAAGAUAAAAACGGACGACAAAGACAAGGAAACGGUCGAGGGCGGCGCAGACGACGCGCGAGUUGCGAACGAACUUGCUGAGCAGAUGCUUCAGCAGUACAGCGAAGCUGCUUCCUCCUCCUCUUCUAAUGGCGCAGCAGGGAACGGAAAAGCGAGCAAGCAUCCGUUUUUGACACUGUGCCCGAUCGACUUCGAGAAGGAUGACGAUGCGAAUUUCCACAUUGCGUUUAUGGCAGCAAGCGCAAACUUGCGCGCGCGCAACUACAACAUCCAGGAAGCGCCGUUCCACAAGGUGAAGAUGAUCGCAGGAAAGAUCAUUCCCGCCAUCGCAACAACAACGGCUAUGAUCACCGGUUUAGUGCUCUGCGAGUUGUACAAGAUAGCGCAGAAAUGCAAGAUGCUGGAUAGAUACAAGAACGGCUUCGUCAAUCUCGCACUGCCUUUGUUCGUUCUGUCAGAGCCCAUGGAACCAGUAAAGACAAAGUCGCGCGAGUUUGAUCCAGUGGCGCAAGGACCAGUAAAGGCCAUGCCGGAGGGGUUCUCCAGCUGGGACAAAGUCAUUGUCGACAAAGGAGACAUCACCAUGGGACAACUGGUAUUUGAGACCUUGGUUUUAGAGAAUUUGGGUCAAUUGUUAUGUGAUGGCAAAAGACCACAGCCUAUCAAUCAGCUUUAGAUGUUGUUAUAUUCUUACCUUAAGAAUAAGAUUUUGCAGACCGUCUUCUGCACACACGUGACUUUUGAUGACACAAACUCUUCAAAACUUGUUCUGGCAUAAACUUGCUCCUAUUUUUGAAAGGUAAACGAGAUCGAGAGUCGAUUUAACGCGGAGAUCAUGAUUUUGUCCGCCGGAAAUGCGUGCUUGUACAACGCCUACCUCCCUAGCCACAAGAAGAGGCAACAACAGAGAGUUACGGAACUGUACGAGCAGAUAACGAAGAAGCAGCUACCAGAGCACCGAUCAAGUCUGGCGAUCGAGUUUACCGGUUCGGAUAUUGAUGACGGUGUAGACGUCCAGACGCCAACCUUGAAACUCAUUUUCCGAAAAUGAACAGAAGCACAUCGGCAUUUCGCUCAAUAUCGAGAAAGUAGCUGUGCUGGACGAAAGUGCGUGUGCGAGGGAACGAACACAUUUCAUAGAACAUGUUGUUUUCGCACCUCGAAGUCCCACUUCAAGUGACUUGUUCACAGCCAUACGUCACACGUUGAGGUCCAAGUGUAUUGGCUCGCAGCUGUCUUUAACAAGAUGAUGCUAGAAAUCAUGAUCCAGACAAGGACUUGUUGCGGCAGUCGCAGUGAAAACAAAAGAUGUGCACUGCAGCCAAGACAGCACUGUGAUUCACACGGUAUGCGCAAAGACUUUGAUCACCCGGUACCUACGUAUUAAAGACAUCGACCUCUUUAUUUUUUCUCGAUCCCUCUUGGAAGACAAGGAGGAAAUGUACCCACACACAGCUUUUGGUAUCUAACUGUACCACCCGUUGUGUAACAUAAGAAAUCACCGAUUCUAUUCGCUUCGAGGCAACAACGUUUACUUUGCUGAAUUCAUCACCCUUCAUAAACAUAAACCGGG
Amoebophrya sp. A25 is the source of this 6555-nucleotide messenger RNA. The record is from the annotation of a GenBank genome assembly. NCBI's taxonomy places the organism in Eukaryota, Dinophyceae, Syndiniales, Amoebophryaceae.